UAUCCGUCCGGCUUCAAUCCCACCUUCUCGCCAGUGGAAUUUCAUCUCAGCUUCUGCACCUUCAGGGCAGACGAGAACAUAAAAAUAAGCAAAAGCUGGCAGGCUGACGGGAACUUUCAUCUUUACAGGACGGAUUAUCUGGUAACUGACCAUUUAGCUGUGGCACACUCGGACUCUGUGUUAACGUGGGAUUUCGACCAUGAGCUCAGUCGCUGUACUUACGCAGGAAACCUUCAAUGCGCACCGCAGUGGGCUUUUGCCAGAGCAGGGUGGUGCUGCUGUGGCAGGACCCAGUGCUGGAGAGGAUGAGGAAGCCCUUCCUACCUACAAGGAAGCCUUCCCACCUCUCCCCGAGAAGGCGGCCCAACCUGAGGGGACCCAGGAAACUUCCAGCGCCUGGGCAUCAAAGAUCCGUCCUCUCAAGUCUUCGAUUAUCACCCAGGUUUUCCAUGUGCCGUUGGAGGAGCGCAAGUACAAGGACAUCAACCAGUUUGGGGAAGGAGACCAAGCAAAGGUUUGCGUAGACAUCAUGCAUAAGACCGGAGCCCACCUGGAACUCUCCUUAGCAAAAGAUCAGGGUCUCUCCAUCAUGGUGUCUGGAAAGUUGGAUGCCGUGAUGAAGGCCCGUAAGGAGAUUGUGUCCCGACUGCAGACUCAGGCUUCAGCUAGUGUUGGCAUCCCCAAGGAGCACCAUCGUUUUGUCAUUGGCAAAAACGGGGAGAAGCUUCAGGAGCUGGAGCUCAAGACUGCCACCAAAAUCCAGAUCCCACGACCUGACGACCCCAGCAACCAGAUCAAGAUCUCUGGUACCAAGGAGGGGCUGGAAAAGGCAAAGCAUGAGAUCCUGUUGAUCUCUGCUGAGCAGGACAAGCGUGCUGUGGAGAGGGUGAACAUUGAAAAAGUGUACCACCCAUUCAUCACCGGUGCCUACAAUAAGCUAGUGGGCGAGAUGAUGCAAGAGACUGGUGCCCGCAUCAAUGUCCCCCCUCAGAGUGUGAAUAAGACUGAGAUCGUCAUCACUGGGGAAAAGGAGCAGGUGGCCCUUGCUGUGACUAAGAUCAAAAAGGUUUAUGAAGACAAGAAAAAGAACACCACCACUAUUGCUGUGGAGGUGAAGAAGUCUCAGCACAAAUAUGUGAUCGGCCCCAAGGGAAACACCCUGCAGGAGAUUCUGGAUAGAACUGGCGUCUCAGUUGAGAUCCCACCUUCUGACAGCAGCUCAGAAACUGUCAUCCUUCGUGGAGAGCCCGACCGUCUGGGUCAGGCUCUCACUGAAGUUUAUGCCAAGGCAAACAGUUACACUGUUUCCUCGGUCUCAGCUCCUUCUUGGCUUCAUCGUUUCAUUAUUGGGAAGAAGGGCCAGAACUUGGCAAAGAUCACUCAACAAAUGCCCAAGGUGCACAUUGAGUUCACUGAGGGAGAAGACAAGAUCACCCUGGAGGGUCCUACCAAAGAUGUGCAAAUGGUGCAAGGCCAGAUUGAAGCCAUGGUUACAGAUUUGGUAAGUCGAAUGGACUACGCAGAGAUUAGUGUGGAUCCCAAAUUCCACCGUCACCUGAUUGGAAAAGGAGGUGUUAAUAUCAACCGGAUCAAAGAGGUGCACAAGGUGACUGUCCGCAUCCCCCCUGAUAAUGAAAAGAGCAACCUGAUCCGCAUUGAGGGGGAUCCCCAGGGUGUGCAGGAAGCCAAGAAGGAGCUGCUAGAGCUUGCGUCACGCAUGGAGAACGAGCGUACAAAGGACUUGAUCAUCGAACAACGUUUUCACAGGGCCAUCAUUGGCCAAAAAGGGGAGAAGAUUAAGGAAGUGCGGGACAAAUUCCCAGAGGUCAUCAUUAACUUCCCUGACCCAGCACAGAAAAGUGACAUUGUUCAACUUCGGGGCCCAAGAACUGAAGUAGAAAAAUGUUCAAAGUUUAUGAACAAGAUAGUGGCUGAAAUGGUGGAGAACAGCUAUUCUGUCUCAGUCCCCAUCUUCAAGCAGUUCCACAGAAACAUCAUUGGAAAAGGAGGGUCAAACAUCAAGAAGAUUCGAGAGGAAACGAACACCAAAAUUGAUCUGCCUGCUGAGAACAGCAAUUCAGAGAUGAUUGUCAUCACUGGGAAGAAGGCAAACUGUGAAGCAGCACGGACUCGGAUCUUGGCCAUUCAGAAGGAUCUGGCGAACAUCUCAGAAGUGGAUGUGUCCAUUCCCUCGAAGCUGCACAACUCCUUGAUUGGGUCGAAGGGACGUUUGGUGCGAUCCAUCAUGGAGGAGUGUGGCGGUGUGCACAUUCACUUUCCCACAGAGGGCUCAGGGAUUGAUAAGGUCACCAUCAGAGGCCCUGCAGAGGAGGUGGAGAAAGCUAAGCAGCAGCUGCUUGCCUUGGCGGAGGAGAAGCAAACAAAGAGUCACACUGUUGAGCUGCAUGCAAAACCAGAGUACCACAAAUUCCUUAUUGGGAAAGGUGGUGGAAACAUCCGUAAGGUUCGUGACAGCACCGGCGCCAGAAUCAUCUUCCCCACCCCUGAGGACAAAGACCAGGAACUCAUCACUGUGGUUGGCACUGAGGAAGCAGUGCGGGAUGCACAGAAAGAGCUGGAGGAACUCAUCAAGAGUUUGGACAAUGUUGUUGAGGACACUAUGAACGUUGACCCCAAGCACCAUCGCUACUUUGUAGCCCGCCGUGGCCAAGUCCUUAGGGACCUUGCUGAUGAGUAUGGUGGGGUUAUGGUGAGCUUCCCCCGCACAGGUUCUCAGAGUGAUAAAGUUACCCUUAAAGGAGCCAAAGAGUGUGUGGAAGCUGCCAAAAAACGCAUGCAGGAGAUCGUGGAGGACUUGGAUGCUCAAGUGACUAUGGAGUGUGUAAUUCCUCAGAAGUUCCACCGUUCAAUCAUGGGUCCUAAGGGCUCACGGAUCCAGCAGAUCACUAGAGAUCACAACGUGCAGAUCAAGUUCCCAGAACGCGAGGACCCACAAGCUGCACCUCCUGCGGAGGCUCCUGUCCAGGAGAAUGGAGAAGCUGACGGUGAAGUGAAGGAGCCAGUUGAUCCCAAUGCACCCAAGAAGUGCGAUGUGAUUAUAAUUUCUGGACGCAAAGAGCGGUGCGAGGCUGCCAUCGAAGCACUGAAGGCCCUGGUUCCUGUCACUAUUGAGGUGGAAGUGCCUUUUGAGCUUCAUCGCUACAUCAUUGGACAGAAAGGAAGUGGAAUUCGCAAGAUGAUGGAGGAUUUUGAGGUUAAUAUUCAAGUGCCUGCUCCUGAGCAGCAGUCUGAUAAAAUCGCCAUCACCGGCUUGGCCAGUCUUCUCGACCGCGCCAAAGAGGGCCUCCUGGAGCGUGUCAAAGAGCUGCAGGCCGAGCAGGAGGAUCGGGCACUCAGGAGCUUCAAGCUGACCAUCACUGUGGACCCCAAGUAUCACCCCAAGAUAAUCGGCCGCAAGGGUGCCAUUAUUACAAACAUCCGCACUGAGCAUGAUGUUAACAUCCAGUUCCCAGAGAAGAAUGAUGAAAACCAGGAUCAGAUUACUAUUACAGGGUAUGAGCACAAAGCCAUAGCUGCACGAGAUGCCAUCCAGGCCAUUGUGGAUGAGCUGGAAGAGAUGAUCUCUGAGGACAUCACCCUGGACAGCAGGGUCCAUGCUCGCAUCAUUGGCGCCCGUGGCAAGGGCAUUCGCAAGAUCAUGGAUGAGUUUAAGGUUGAUCUCAGGUUUCCCCAGAGUGGAGCUGCAGACCCGAACCUCGUGACAGUCACCGGUCGCCCUGAGCUUGUGGAUGAAGCCAUCGACCAUCUCCUCAACCUGGAAGAGGAAUACAUGGCAGAUGUUGUGGAAAAUGAGGCAAAGAUGGCUUAUAUGAGGCCUUCUGGCAGUAGCGCUGCUGCCGCGGACGAACAGCGUGGCCCAUCCAAAGGCUUCGUGGUGAGGGAGGCUCCCUGGGCUACUGCCAAUGAGAAGGCCCCUGAUAUGAGCAGCUCUGAAGAUUUCCCAAGCUUUGGAGCCCCAGUGGCAACCAAGGCCUCACCCUGGGGACCAAAGCGCUUCUAAGCCGUGCUGCUACAGACGGGCCUGAAAUAACCAACACAAUCUACCCCGUUAUUCUCCCCAACCCCCUCUUGACCUGGACUGACCGCUGACCCUAAAAGUCUUCAGUUCUGAGACUGUCAUCCUUCUGUCUACUUAUCUCGGUCUAGCCUCGCAGAUUCAGUCUAAAAGUGUUCUAAGAUACUGUAAUUGACUUGUGAGCUCUGUUUCUGCAUUAAAUACUGUCUUAUGCUUACAAAAAAAAAAAAAAAAAAAAAAAAAACCCAACCCAUUGUUGCGGUGAAGUCUACAGUCUGUAAAAGACCGAUGUUUAAAUGUUGAUUAGACAAGACAUUUCAUUGUGGUUUGAACUGUUAUACCAAAUUCAGUGGUGGCCAGACAUGAGGUUCUUUUUAUUUUAUUUUUUAAUUUUUUUUUAAAAAAAAUGUUGUGUUUUUUUUUUUUUUGUUUUUUUUUUUGAGCUGCCCUUAUCUUAGUUGCCUUCGCAGGGUGGGGUGAAGCAAUUGAAUUGCUGCUGGUGACCUAUUCAGGCAUGAAGCCUGGCCAGCGAGGCCAGCUGUUUCAGUAUCCCACCCCUCUCCUGCCUUAUUCAUGUAGCUGCGUGAAAAUUGUCAGUCAUUAGCCCUCAAGCACACUCUAGUGGUUGUCCUCCGUCAUGUCGUUCCAUUUGCUUGUAACUGUGCUUCUGUGUAUAUGGUCAAGUAGUGGCACGUACCUUGUAGCCUUAUGAAUUGGUGAACUUUUCAAAAGGGGUGUGGGAGGGGAAGAAUGGUGGGGAAGGGGGCGGGGGUGGUUUUAGCCAGUGCAGAAUGGCACCUACUCAAACUGCCAGAUGCUUGGAGAUCAUGCCAGAACUAAACCUCUUGCAACACUAGGCCUAGAGCUCCAACGUAUCCAACCUCACACUAACUGUUGGACCUAUAUAUUUUUUUUCUUUUCUUUUUUUUUUCUUUUUUUUUUUUUUUUUUUUUUUGACAUUCAAAAGUAAGUCACUCUACAAAAUAAAAUGACUGUGUGUUUGUGAUCAAAACAGCAGACCAUCGUGUGCCAACUACCUGUCUAGUGAUGUCCUGUGUUACUCAUCCUCUGUAUUGGGUCAGUGUCCAGUCCUUUUGUCUUCCAGUUGCUAUGCAGAUUGCUCUGUUAAAUAGCAAUGGCCCUUUUUAUUUUUAAUCAGCCUUACAACUAGAAAGAUACAAACCAGGUAGAGAUGAUGUUGAGGUGCAUUUUUAAUGGACAACUGGAAGGUAUGUCUAUUGUUUCCUCAAACUCUCGGGACAGUCCCGCCCCCCGCCUCUCCUCCUCAAUUACUAGUUUACUUUGCUCGAGUGCAGAUUUAGCUUGUCAGCUGCUAAUUCAACAUCUAGCAUCAGCCUACCUUGGUUUCUAUCCUCCUAGUAUUGAAUGAAAGAUUAUGCAAAUACCAUUGAAGUGAACGGUUAUGGAUGACACUGGAAAAGAAAUUGUCCAAAAAAGUCAAUAAAAAUUGAAAAUGC
This is a messenger RNA of Pelmatolapia mariae (spotted tilapia), 5514 nucleotides long. It is a transcript of the gene hdlbpa, whose product is annotated as high density lipoprotein binding protein a. Gene Ontology annotation, cellular component: cytoplasm; nucleus. The transcript is spliced from 28 exons. Gene Ontology annotation, molecular function: mRNA binding. The coding region runs from base 200 to 4021 and encodes 1273 amino acids. NCBI's taxonomy places the organism in Eukaryota, Metazoa, Chordata, Actinopteri, Cichliformes, Cichlidae. The record is from RefSeq and is a predicted model, not a curated record.